AUGCUUUACCUAUCCUCAUCUGCGUCUGUUGACGGUUCGGAUAGCGUCGUGCACUCUGUGCCGCUUGUGCUACACAGCAAGUCGCCCUCUUCCGCCGCGAGCAAUGAUCGCAUAGCCAUCUCCAAUGCGAAUUCGGAUAGCAUACAGAUUAUCCAACGCCCCGAGCCACUAGAUGUUGAUAUCGGCCAGACCUUGACGGCCGCUAUUCGAAGAUUCUCCGGAGUGCAGCCCACCACCGAGAAGUCGCACGGCUUCUCCAACCUGGAAGAUGCGCUGACGCAGGCAGCUGUGAUUGUGCGCUACAAUGCAAAAUGGCUUGCCGAAUCAGAAAUCGUCGCGCUCUUGCAGUGCACCAUUGAUGCUGCCGCGACAACAUCCACCUCCGCAGAGCUCUCUGCCGCCGUUAACCUCGUCGACACUGUGACAGUGUAUUCACUACUGCCUUCGCAAUGUCUCAAAGAUGUAGUGAAGUUCUUAUCGCAAGUCUACUAUGCCGCUACACGGGCUCACAAGACAAACAAGCUCGCUCAAACGACAUGGACCGUGUUGCUACACCUGCUUGAAUCCCACCUCGGCGAUCAAGUAGUCGUCGCCCUUCUCGACAUCUUCGAAUCUGCAGACGAAACCCAACUCGAGUCCCGGAUCGGUUAUGCUCAGCUCGCUGGCGCGCUUCUCAUCGUCUCCGAGAACCUUUUCGAAGGGGUCAAUGACAGCGAGCAUUCUACCAUUCCAUCUGUCACCUUGACACAGCUCCUGGAUACUCUUUGGCCCGCCGUUGUCAAUGGUACCGACAGCGUCAGAGUGGCGAUCAUGGAGACGAUGCAGACUUUGCUUCUACAUGAAAGCGCCGUCGUGGAUCUCGACGCGCACUGCAGCUGGGAUCUUCUAUUGGAGGUGCUGGAGCCUUGCAUCACGCUGACCCCGGACGACCCCGGUGCGAAAACUUUGGUCAAGACUUUAGUGUCAAGGGCGGCGCACUUCGAAGAAAGGAAUCUUCCGAUAGUGGCAAAUUUGGCCAUAGACCUCAACUUACCGCUCCCGGCAUCUCUUUCGGAUGCAAUGCUUCCGUUGUGGGAAGAGGUCUUGCCAACGAGAGAUACUCCAAACGCCUUCUCACGGCUACUCACAAAACUUUGCCGAUCCAGCCAGUACACCUCGGAACUCAGCACACUGAUCGACAGAAGUGCUGUGGACAUAUUCCUGCGUGGUCCCGGAAAUCGAUACUUUGCCACCUUCGUUCAGACCGUCCAGAACUUGGUGAUCGAUCCAGCGACGACGCAAGAUGCUGCAGACGUGCUGGCCCAAGCGCUCGUCAUGAUGUUCAGACACACAGUGCGCUUCCCGGGACUGCAGCAAGAUCUCGAAACGCUCUUCCAGGCUCUAUGCAAGACAUCACUCCGCUGCGUCUCUGCAGCGGAAGCCAUGUUCUCAAUUCGUGCCGAUGUUGAAGGCUCUGUUUAUGUGGAGUCGGGCUUGUUGUCGAAAUUGUUCCCGGCGCACAGCGAAUCGACUUCGGUGUCUGCAGUGAUGCACGAUGCGUCCGCACUUCCGUUACACGCCUGGCACGAUGCCAUCUUGACCGUUCUAGAUGGCCAAGUAGAAUGGAACGUGUACCGUUGCUUUCUAGAGAAGCUCCCUUCUCACCUCGGCAACCAUACCAUGUUCGAUCCCAGGAUAGACUUUAUCCUGAGUGUACGGCGAAAGGCAUGCAACUUGCUCGAGUCCGGCGCUUAUCCCGAACCUCCGCCAGAAAGCGGACUCACCAAGUCGCACGUUACCGUAGCUUUGCUGCACAUCCUGACAGCAGCCCUCAGCUAUCAUCAAUUCCUCUCAAAGAAUGACACUCUGGAGAUGGUGUCAAUCUUCCUCAACAUUGCCGGAUCGCGGGACUACGUCGUCAGCACGUCUUGCAUUCAUGCUUUGACCAUUUGCUGCUACGAGCUGCCGGACCUCAUGACAAGCUACAUGGACGAUGUCAUUGAUAAGAUGUCGAAACUGGUGACGCAACGCUACCUUGCGAUCCACGUGUUGCUGUUCUUGGUUGGCCUGUCCCGGCAAUCCAAGCUCUUCCACAACUUCCAAACGCACGACUUCAAAAAGAUCUUCGGGGUGUGCGGAAGCUAUCUGCAGUCAAUCCGAGGGACGAGCGCUCUGGAUGAGCGGCCGUCUUCACUCCCAAGCGAUCAGACGAGCAGCAUGAGUGCCGAGUCCUCUGACACUCUGCCGCAGUACGUGUAUGCGCUCGCACAUCAUACCAUUGCCUUUUGGUACCUGGCUUUGAAGCCUCACGAUCGCGUCCUCAAAGAGUACAUUACGAGCUGUCUUCGGUAUACGACUGCGAGCGGGCAGGAAAUCGUUGAGGAUCAAGGAUUAGUGACCAUCGAUCUCAUGGACGGCGUCGAUGCUGCUGAGUCAGGGGUCGCCAGUGAUGCUGAUCAAGCACGCUUUGAAGACCUUGACGGUAGGAUUACCGUGUUGGAUCGCCUUUCUGGUUUGUUUCUUUUGACGACCGAGACCGCAUUGCGGACUGGCAAGACCAUUCUGACUGUCCGCCGUGCCACGGGAACGAUGCGCCGUGUCAUUGAAGCAAGCGGGCGUUCGGCCAGUGUCAGAGCUACGAUGGAGGGCUCAGAAGACAACUUCAUCUCCAUCUUUCCGGACGACAUCAACGGACGCACGUAUGGCAAGAUUCUGGUGCCAGCUCCGACUUCCCUCUUAGGAUCUCCGCACGCUGCCACGCUACCAGAAGAUCCGGCAGUCCAAAGAGCGAUACAGAUCUUCGAUCGCACAUCUGCUCUUGACUCCCACAAAGCAGGCGUCAUCUACAUUGGCGAAGGACAAAGCACAGAGGACGAAAUUCUGCAAAACUGCAUGGGCUCGCCAGACUACCACGAAUUCGUCCUCUCCCUCGGAACACUUACACGCCUCAAAGACGCCGCCUUCAACACCCAAGGCUUGGACCGCAUGGACAACGCCGACGGCGAGCACACCAUAGUCUGGCACAACACGCUGACGGAGCUCGUCUUCCACCUGCCGACCUUCAUGCCGAACAACGAGGAUGUCCACCUCAACACGGCUAACAAGAAGAAGCACAUCGGCAACGACUACGUCAACAUCGUGUUCAAUAAUUCCGGCUCCCCCUUCGCUAUGGACACCUUCCCCUCGCAAUUCAACUACGUCUACAUCGUCAUCACCCCCUCGGCCCGCACGCGCUUCAUCCAAACCCGCACGCAAAGCACGGAGACGGAUCGCAAGGAUCGUUUCUACGCCGUGCAGGUGCUCACGCGCGCGGGAUACCCGACUGUGUCGUCCGCGGCGGAAGAGAAGAUUAUCAGUGGGAGUUCGCUGCCGGACUACGUGCGCAACUUGGCGCUGAACGAGUGCAUUUUGUCUUUGAUGUGGGCGCAUCGCGAGGAGCCGGGCGAAUAUCCGAGCUCUUGGCGCAGUCGACUGUUGCAGAUUCGGCGAUUUUGGGAGCGGUAUGGGGACUCAUAA
Molecule: messenger RNA, 3495 nt
Organism: Neohortaea acidophila
Lineage: Eukaryota; Fungi; Ascomycota; Dothideomycetes; Mycosphaerellales; Teratosphaeriaceae
Exons: 1
Coding region: 1-3495 (1164 amino acids)
Biological process (GO): negative regulation of TOR signaling; positive regulation of GTPase activity; regulation of small GTPase mediated signal transduction
Cellular component (GO): TSC1-TSC2 complex; cytoplasm; nucleus
Molecular function (GO): GTPase activator activity
Source: RefSeq, a predicted model, not a curated record